Molecule: messenger RNA, 990 nt
Organism: Echinostoma caproni
Lineage: Eukaryota; Metazoa; Platyhelminthes; Trematoda; Plagiorchiida; Echinostomatidae
Source: the annotation of a GenBank genome assembly
AUGCACGAUACAAGUGAGCAAGAAGCCGCUUUUGCUGAGCAAAUGGCCGCAAACAAGCCGAGCGCUUCCAGUCACUUGAACUGUUCUGCUACUCCAACGGCCACGAGCACUGGCCCUAAUCUGAGUUCGCCACCCCCACCCAUCUCCUGUUCGCCUUCCGCAUUGUCAUCUUCCUCUUCCAGCGAGUCUAGUGAUACUGAACUGGAAGACGAACUGGUCCUUGACGAGAAAGCGUUCAGUUUCGAUCCGAAACACGGUUCCUUGGCCAAACUGCUCGAUUGGUCCGAUUCAGAGGAUUCUUUAAUGCUCCCGGACUUACCACACUCAACUGAUGUCGCUGCCACUGCUGAGAGAGGUCAAAAGAAAGCGUCAGUGGUUGCCACAGACAGACAGGCCUCCCCGUUGGAAUUGGGCUUAGACGUGGCCGCUAUGUUGGGUCAGUGUGAAGCCGGCCAAUCCUCUUGUGAAAUGACUCUAACCAAUACCGACACCCUAUCCGAUUUGCGCUCAUAUCUGAUCACAUCCGGGGACAGGUCCGAGGUGGGAGAAAAUACGUCAAGUGCAAAUACACACCGAUUUCAGAAGCUCCGUUUGGGUUCCUCCGUGGAAGGAGUUCGCACACCCACAGAUCAAGUAUACCACUAUCUGCCAGCUUGGCAACCGGACCGAUUGAGGGAAUCCGGGAUCUCGCACUCGGGCUGUUCAGACAGUGAUGCUGAAGGUCAUGGCAGUGACAGUGACGAAGAUCGUUUCAAUUAUAACGGGGAGGAUGAGGAUGCCAUCGUCUAUCAAGUCGGCCGACAGUGCGCUUCUUGUCUUCGUGCGUUCAAUCUGUUCCGACGUCGUCAUCAUUGUCGACGCUGUGGGCACAUAUUCUGUGCCUCAUGUUGUAAUCACUGGCAAUCGGUCGAAGGCCUGGCCACGGACAAGGCAGUGCGUAUUUGUGCAGAAUGCCAUGAGUUUUUGAAUGUGAAAACUGGUGCAGUGUGA